Messenger RNA from Coffea eugenioides, 1782 nucleotides. RefSeq lists its product as uncharacterized. The transcript is spliced from 4 exons. NCBI's taxonomy places the organism in Eukaryota, Viridiplantae, Streptophyta, Magnoliopsida, Gentianales, Rubiaceae. The record is from RefSeq and is a predicted model, not a curated record. Bases 327 to 1328 code for a protein of 333 amino acids.
ACGCCUGCAAAACCACCGGUCCCAGGUCAAAGCAACUCUUUUGGUUCACCCGGCUCAUGUUAGCUUCAGCCCCUGAAAACCAUUCAACAACCCCCAUCCCCGGUCAGGAAAAAGAUCCGUUAAACGAAACUCCGUUAGAUUCCUCCACGUGUCCAAGCUCCUCCCCGUCGUCAAAAUCUACCCGUUAAAUCUAAUUCCUCCAUCUUCCUCUUUCUCUUUCCCUCUCUCUCUCCUCUGCAACGUCUCCAUUGACGAAGAAGAAAAAAAAAAUUCGAAAUCCAAUUUUUGUUGCAUUUUUCCAUUUUUUUUCAUAAAAGAUUUGAGAAAUGGGAAAGUUAAUUUGCGACUCGACGGCGUCGUCACCGGUCAUCCCAUGGAGAGACCCAACUUCAACUCCAACGGUGGAUCUCGUUGACCAGUCAACGGCCGGCCCGCCAACAACAACGACGUCGUGGGAUGACGUUUCAGGAUUAGAGGAGCAGCAGAAAAGGCACCUGACGAGGCUGCAGGCAAAAGGGGUUUUGUGGAAGCAUCCAGAGGAUCAGAACAUGUCGGUCGUCUUCAGGUUAAGUCACGGCGGAGAGGUGGAAGCCGACGGAAAUUGUUUGUUUACGGCGUCGAGGAAGGCCAUGGGGUCAGUUUUAACGGCAAAGGAGUUGAGGCGGAGGACGGUGAGGAGGUUCUUGGAGGAUCUUGGAUCCGCGACUAAUGAGGUCAGGGAAAAGAUUGAAUCGGCAAUUAAGCAUAUGUAUUCGCCGGAUCUGAAGUCCGGUUGGGGGAUCCAUGUGGUUCAGGAGAUUAAGUUGUUGGCUAAGAAAGAAGAUCGUCUGGGUCUUGAUUCCGCCAUCAAUGAGCUACUACAGCUUGGGAUGCAGAGAGAAUUGGCUGCGGAUUCUAUUUACAAAGAGAGAUGUAUAGCUGUCGACAAUGGUUCAAGUUGGGCAAAGUACAUGUCAAUCUCUGGUUCCCCUGAUGAUGAAUAUGAAAUUAUCACUUUGCAAUACACAGAUGAGGGUUUGCUGACUGUAGAUGAGAAUAGAGAUGGCCAUGCUGCUGCUUUUGGAGAUGACAUUGCAAUAGAGUGUCUUGCGACGGAGUUCAAAAGAGAGAUCUUUGUGGUGCAAGCACAUGGAUCAGAUGCAAUGGUUGAUGAAGAUAAUUGUGUUUUCUUCUUACCACAUCGGCCAAGGAGUGAAAUCUGUGAACCCCCUUUUUUUCUUUUCAUGAAGGGAACAGGUUGGUGCGGCGCUGGUGGUGACCAUUAUGAGCCUCUUAUUGCUCAUCCUUCCUCAUUUGUCUCCCAGGAGAAGGUUGCCAUGGUUCUUUAGAUGAUUAGCUUUCGCAAGUUUUUGUCUUUGAGAUGACGAGUAGAAUUUAGUUAUCGAUGAAGUGUCUUCCCUGCGCUUUGCCUGAAAUAUUCUUCCGGCUUCUUUACUAGACAGAUAGGGAUGCAAGUCCACUGCGCGGCUUCAAUUGUUUGUCUACAGUUUCUAGAGUUGAAGAAUGACUGUUUAGGGGCGUCCAAAAUUUUGUAACAAUUAGAGUCGGUACAUCUUUGACGCUGACUAGCAGAUGCUGCAUCUGCAUUUGAGGAUCUUGUAGUUUGGUAAUUCUUUUCGGGCCCAUUAUUGUUGUUGUCAAUUGUUUUGGAGAGCAUAGAGGGUGGGUGGUGGUGGUAUUGGUUGGUGCUAUGCGCUUGAAGUGGAAUAGUACCUUUUUGUUGUAUUUCGUACUGAGUUUUAUAUAGCUUGAGAUGGAAAUGAAUUUUAGUUUCACUUCCUC